Arachis duranensis is the source of this 3610-nucleotide messenger RNA. RefSeq names its product putative disease resistance protein At3g14460. Bases 213 to 3467 code for a protein of 1084 amino acids. NCBI's taxonomy places the organism in Eukaryota, Viridiplantae, Streptophyta, Magnoliopsida, Fabales, Fabaceae. The record is from RefSeq and is a predicted model, not a curated record. The transcript has 3 exons. Gene Ontology annotation, biological process: defense response to other organism. Gene Ontology annotation, molecular function: ADP binding.
CUAAUACAGCUCAUAAUUUAACCAUAGUUGAGUAGUUAACAGUUGAUGGUAAAGACCAAAAAGAAAGCAGGGUAGUCUUGCAUUGCUAACAGUUGACCAUAAAGACUACCAUAUAUAAUACAGCUCUCUACCACGCUGCUUUUGUUGCUAACCUCCAUCUUCAAUUCGAUUGUGAGCUGAAGCUGAAUCGAAUCUAAGCUAAGGAAAGAGAAAUGGCUGCUGCAAUUGUGGGAGAAGCGUUGCUCUCAGCUGUUGUGGAAGCUUUAGUUGGCAAGAUCUCCACUGAGAUUUCGGAGUUCUAUCAGAGCAAGAAACUUGAUGAAUCGCUGCUUGAGAAGCUUAAAUUGACGCUGCUUAGUCUUCAUGCUUUUCUGGAUGAUGCUGAGGAAAAGCAGAUCAAGAUUGCUUCCGUGAAGGCUUGGCUUGAUGAACUCACUCAAGCUCUUUUUGACGCCGAUGACUUGAUCGAUGACAUCGCCACCGAAGCUCUCCGUCGCAAAGUGGAAGCCCGCUAUCAUCAAACUGUCAGUUCUAAGGUGCGAAAGGUCCUCUCCUCUCCUUUCAAGUGGCCUUACCGAGAGAUUAAUUCCAAGAUGCAGAAGUUGUUUGAAAGACUAGAGCAUUUUGCACAGAGAGCACACAACCUUCCAUUGGAAAAAGGUGUUUCUGGCAAUGUUUGGCGUGCAACACCUACAAAUUCUGCUUUUGAUGAUUCUGCUAUUUGUGGAAGAAAUGAUGAAAAACAGAAUCUUAAAGAGUAUUUAAUAUCAGAAGAUGCCGCUGAUGAUGGUGGCAAUAAAAUAGGAGUGCUUGCCAUUGUUGGCAUGGGAGGGCUCGGGAAAACGACCCUGGCUAAACUCUUAUACAAUGAUGCUCAAGUUAAUGAAAAGUUUGAUGCGAAAGCGUGGGCAUCUGUCUCAAAAGAUUUUGAUGUUGUCAAGUUGGCAAAAUCUCUUCUUGAAUCUGUCACAUCUGCAGCAAUAACUUUGGAUAACUUCGAUACCUUGCGAGCAGAAUUGCAAAAGAAGUUGUCGGAUAAAAGAUUUCUGCUUGUGUUGGAUGAUAUAUGGAAUGCACGGUAUGUUGAUUGGACCAAUUUGAUGCACAUUUUUAAUGUUGGUCAAAUGGGAAGCAAAAUCAUUGUUACAACACGACAUCAGAAUAUUGUGGAUAUUGUAAAAGCUAUGCGGACUUGCCAUCUGGAACCACUGGCAAAUGAAGAUUGUUGGACUUUGCUUUCCAAACAUGCAUUUAGAGCACCCAAAUGCACUGAACUGUCAUCCAACCUUGAAGAAAUUGGUAGAAAAAUUGCCCAAAAGUGUGGUGGCUUGCCAUUAGCUGCGGUUGCUGUGGGGAGUCUUCUUAGCACAAAGUUAUCAACCGAGCAGUGGAGCAAAGUGUUAAACAGCAACAUUUGGCAUCUGACAGGGGACGAGGUGCAACCAGCUCUUUUAUUGAGCUAUCAUUUCCUUCCAGCUUAUUUGAAACAAUGCUUUGCUUAUUGUGCAAUUUUCCCAAAGAACUCAGAACUGCACAAAGAGAAGUUAGUUCAGCUAUGGAUGGCACAGGGAUUUGUUUAUGUGUACCAAAAUGAGAAAAGCAUUGAAGAAGUAGGCGGUGAAUACUUUGAUGAACUAGUGGCAAGGUCAUUGAUACUACGUUCUGCGGGUGGGGAACACUUUGAAAUGCAUGACCUCAUCAACGAUUUGGCAACCAUGGUUUCUUCCUCAUAUUGUAAGAGGCAUGACAAUGAAAUGGAACUCAGAAAUCUAAACAAAAUUCGUCAUUUAUCUUAUGAUAAAAGUAUGUUUAACCAUUUUGGCGAACUUGAUUCCCUUCAUGGAUUGAAAGGCUUACGUACACUCACAGCAUUACCGUUUGAAUUUAACUUAACGGUAUGGGGCCAUCACUUAGCAAAUGGAGUAUUGCAUGAGUUGUUAGUAGCAUUGAAACAGUUGCGGGUGUUAUCCCUGUCAGACUACAGGAAUAUCACUGUUUUGCCGAAUUCUAUUGGCGAUUUAAAGCAUUUGCGAUACCUAGAUCUAUCUUGCACUCGAAUUGAAAGGUUGCCUUCUGCAAUAUGCAAGCUCUAUAAUCUACAGACCUUGUUGUUAACUUGUUGUAAAGAUCUUACUGAGUUGCCUGAGGAGAUGGGAAAAUUGGUGAAUCUACGCCACCUUGCUAUUGAUUAUUGUUGGGCUCUUACUAAGUUGCCUGAAGAGAUGGGAAAAUUGGUGAAUCUACGGCGCCUUGAUAUUCAUGGUACUGAAUUGCAGGAGAUUCCCGUAGACAUAACCAAACUAGAAAAUCUGCAAAGUCUGAGUCGUUUUAUUGUCAGCAAACAACAAAAUGGGCUAAAGCUUGCAGAAAUGAGAAAAUUUCCCCAUUUACAAGGUCAACUCUGCAUCUCAAAACUCGAAAAUGUUAAUGAUCCGUCUGAUGCUUGUCAAGCUAAUUUGAAGGAGAAAAAGCAAAUUAAAGAGUUAUUGUUGGAAUGGAGUGAUUCCACUUUGGAAGACUCCCAUCAAGUUGUACUUGAACAUCUGCAACCCUCAACUAAUUUGAAGAAAUUGACCGUUACAUGCUAUGGUGGAACUAGUUUCCCAAAUUGGUUGGGUGAUUCCUCGUUUGGCAACAUAGUGCGUUUGUGGAUUGAAGAUUGUCGUCAUUGUUCUUCAUUGCCACCUCUGGGACGACUACACAGUCUAAAAGAACUCUUCUUUCGGGAUAUGAGAUCAGUGAAGAGUAUUGGGUCUGAAUUUUACGGAGGUAAUUCCCCUUCAUUCCAACCGUUUCCCUCCUUGGAGACUUUGAGUUUUGGGUCGAUGGAAGAAUGGGAGGAAUGGAACAUGAUAGAUGGUAUAACUACUGAGUUCCCCCGUCUGUCAUACCUAUCUCUCAUAAGCUGUCCGAAGCUGAAAGGAAAUUUACCCAGCAAUCUUCCUUGCUUGCUUACACUUGUUGUAGACGAUUGUUGUGUACUGGAAUCAGAGUUUUCAGGAAAAGUGGAUAACAGAAACAUAAUGAGACCAUUGAAUGUAUUCAAUUUUAACUCUCUUCAAGAGUUAUCUCUCCUUCGAAUUCCUUCUCUGACGUCCUUCCCGAGCAAUGGUCUGCCCAAAGCGUUAAAGAAACUUUUUAUCCUAGGCUGUGAGAGCCUUGAAUUCCCAAGUCAUGAGUUCCUUCAGAGUUGCAAAGCACUUGAGGAUUUGUCCAUAAUGAGUAGCUGUUGCUCGCUGAAGUCAUUUCCCUUAGGUUCUCUCCCUGUGCUCAAGCGUCUCGAGCUUUCGGAUUGUAAAAAAUUGAAAUCAAUUUCAAUUUUGGAAGAAGAAGCAGCAAGCCAAUCUCUCAUGUUUCUUGAACAUCUCGAAGUAGAUGAGUGUCCUGAACUGGAGUCGAUUUCCCUACUCGAUUUGUGCACUCCUAACCUGAGUUCUUUUUGGAAGAGGGUUUGCCUAUCAAUUUAACGACACUUGGUGUCGGCAAUGAAGAAGGGGUUUAUUCCAAUACAGAUAUCACCAAGUGGGGCUUGGACCGGCUCACUUCCCUUUCACGUUUGUGGAUUAAAGGUGAGUAUCUGGUUAAGAAGCUGAUGGAAAUACAAGUGCCC